GGCGGGAAGAGGCUCAACAGCCGGCUUCACGCUCGUGCUGAUAGUAUCGUCUGUUUUGAUCGAUACCUUUUCAAACAUGAGAAGGACAGAUGUGAUGGGUUUCGAGCGACCACCUGUCACAGACGGUAACGUCCUAAGCAGAACCAUGUCGUUUCCCGACAUUGUGAUGAUGACACCGGUACAUGUGCCAAGAACAAACUUGAAACGACAAUCUUCUGUUCGUGAUAUCGAUCAUGCCGGUACCGUCUACUAUGCUCGACGUCCACUGCCGCGUUAUACUGGUGCACGAACUCUUCCUCGUAUGGAGUACGAUGUUGGUCCCUAUGCGUUUCCAGAAAAUUUGGCUACAAGACGCGCAGAGGAUACCACUGUUUUUGGCAUGAUGCCAAGAACAAACUACAGGAUUCCCCGAUCAGCUAUAGCAGAAGCGAUCGGCAACGGGCAAUACACGAUCGAGAAAAUUCCAGUCCGAAGUGAUGGAACACCGUUGCCUGAUGCUACCACAGCAUAUUUGAACGAUACUAUUCGACAAACACAACGAAUUGCACCAUACACACGACAAACUACGCUUGCCGCUCCUCUGGCGCAAGAAAUGAAAGCCCUUUCAGCCGAACAGCAAGCUGACGAGGAGUUGAGCAAAAAAAUGCAAGCUCGGGCACUGGCAGCAAAUCCUCAUCUCGGAUAUCAACGUGUGCUCUUCACUCUCACUAAGUAUCCUGCUCUAAUAAUGACAAUGAUUGCCCUUUGGAACAUAACUGGUCGAGGUCAGGGUAUGCCAAAGACUGACAGCGAAAAUGGUGCUUACUAUACUUCGCUAAUAACGGCAGGUAUAGUACUGUUCUCCCAGCUAAUACUCAGCUUCCAUCACCACAACUCGUACAAAACAGCCAAAGCAUUGAGCUACAUGUACCAUAUGUCCAUGGUGUUGGCAUUUUGUGCUGCAGUGAUAGUUAUAGUGCUUGCUUCGGUCAACUUCAAAAAUUACCAAAAUAAUGAGACACCGACCACAUGCAAAUAUCAAAACAAUGCCCCAUGUUACACUAAUGGAGAGCGCACUGCAUAUUUGGCAGUGCUUGUCGGUUGCAGCAGCCUUAUAAUAUUAUUUGCCAUCGAUACAUUCUUUUAUGGAGCAAGUGGCCUUUCCCGAAUGAAGAAGCGACUUCGUGAUGAAUAUGCAAAAGUGAGACGUGAAAGCACCUACCUCAACAGUGGAUUCCAAUAUUAAGUAACUAAUUGCCAUUCUUCAAUCUGAUGAAUAUUAUGUUUACACGGAUGUCAAAUGCUCAAUGAUGUUUAUAUACAAAAAUUGACGA
Molecule: messenger RNA, 1313 nt
Organism: Cylicocyclus nassatus
Lineage: Eukaryota; Metazoa; Nematoda; Chromadorea; Rhabditida; Strongylidae
Source: the annotation of a GenBank genome assembly